AUGGCCGUGUUAGGGCCGUGCGUGAGUGUAAAUAUGAAUGGGCACAAUAAUAUUCAUAGUCAGUUAACAAAAUCGUUAGAAAGAAUUUUGGAAGACGCUUACUUGAGUGGUGAACUGAAACUGAGUGGCAGAAAAUUGAAGGAGUUCCCGAAACCUGUAAAAUUUGACUUGAGUGAUACGGUUGUUGCAGAUUUGUCAAAGAAUAGAUUCAGCGACCUGCCAGACGAACUGACGACGUACCUGUACCUGGAGAAACUGUUGCUUUCUCAAAAUAUCAUUAGAAAUGUACCAGAGGCUGUGGGGGGACUGCAGUCCCUUACCUAUUUAGAUCUCAGUUCGAACCAGCUGACAGAGCUUCCUCGAGAAAUAUGUCAAAUGCCGUUGCAAGUACUUCUUCUGUCGGACAACAUGCUGACAAGUCUGCCGAAGGAGGUCGGCAGAAUGUCGGCACUGGCAGAGCUGGAUGCGUCAAAUAACAGAUUGACACAGGUCCCUAUGACGUUGGGGGACUGUGCGGGACUUCGAGCGCUGGAUCUAAGCAAUAAUCAGCUGGGAUUACUACCUUUACAAAUCACGUACCUACGACUAGAGUACCUGGAUGUGAGCUGCAACUGCAUUUCGUCGCUGCCCCUGGAACUGCGCAACAUGACCACACUUGUCUCUCUGAAUCUGGACAACAAUCCUCUUGUUUCACCUCCUACCACGGUUUGCAUGCGCGGUCGUGUACAUAUAUUCAAGUACCUGGAAACCAUGGCAAAUAAAGACACGUUACCUCACAGAAGAGUGGAUGAAACGCGACGAUCUGCAAAACAUAGUUCCUUCAACAAUUCUCCUCAGCAAAGUGCUGCCCGUGAUAUCGUGUCGGGAAACGCGACUAUAGACUGCUUAAGGCAUAAACCUAGGCAUGUUGUGGAUAGCGGAUAUUGCACUGAUGGCGUGGAGAAGAGGUGGUCCAAUGAUGGAGGGGGCGACAUCAUCGGUGGCGGAUCUGGGCGUUCAACGCCCAGUACGCCGUCUACUUUGUCACCGGGCGCGGCCCUGUCUCGGGCCCAGUCGCUGUCCAGUGAGUCUCCUUUGGCGCCGCCGUUAACGCCACUGCUUUCUAGCCUCCGUAUUUCACCCGAAGGGAACAUAUCCAAUGGCGACGAUAAGACUAAAUUGUUACAUCAACAAACCUACAGACAAUACAAAGAAGCCUUAAGACAGCAGCGGCAGCAAGAUAUAUACCGGCCCCGCUCCGACCAGGCGUCCCCCGACCUCGACUCCCCCCACUCCCAGAACCAAAGCCCAGUCCACCACACCUCACACUCACCUAUCAACGGCUACAGUAACGUAUCCCCAAAUCUCUACCACAAAAUUACUUCCAAUUCUACCUCCUCACCUCCAGUGCCAAAUUCCCCUUUACUCCACUCUACACCUCGCAGAUUCCAACAGAAUGGGAAUACAGAAAAAUCAGAAGAAAACAAGCGACCAGUACAAAAAGUCGUGCCAUCAAGGAAUGUCAACAAAAUGUACACAGUUAACGGGAAUGUCGACUAUAACCGUUUAAACGGGUCAGAUUCUUAUAUAAAGCCUACAUCGCCUACUAAAUCUCCGACGAAUACUCUAGGAUACAAUAGUAUAGGUACGAGGGCGGAGCCUAGGCAGAAUGGUGAUAGCGCUAAGUUGCUGACUACGGUCUCGUAUGUGAAAGGUCCUGCUCCCAAGCCGCCAGGCAAGAUGGCGUGGAACAAGGACGUCGCGCCGGACAAACUCAGCUUCACUAUGAAGAGAGAAUUUGAUAAACAGAAGGAAGAGACCGAAUUGCUGCAACAGCUGCGAACGAUUAUCGAGACGCGCCUGAAGAUGUCGCUGCCAGAGCAACUGGCUCCCGUGCUGGCGGACGGGGUAGUGCUGUGCCACCUCGCCAACCACGUGCGGCCGCGCUCCGUCGCCUCUGUGCACGUGCCGUCGCCCGCGCAGCCCAAGUUGUCAAUGGCGAGAUGCAGACGGAACGUGGACAACUUCCUGGAGGCGUGUCGAAAGAUCGGCGUAGAAGAGAAAAUGAUGUGUUGUGCAGCAGAUGUGCUGGAAAGCAAGGGAACAGUUCAAGUGGCUAUCACAGUUUCGGAGCUAUUGCGGCGUCAGAGCGGGGUGCGAGGCUCCCCGCUCCCCCCGCCGCCGCCCGCUGUGACCACGACAACCACCUAGCGCCCAAAACUUACUCUAGCGCCUCAGUCCGCGCUCUCUCUAUAAUAUAGCCGGCACGAAGGAUCAAGCAAAACGUCAAAGUGGGGAAUUUUUCGACUUCGUAAAGGAAUUUCGUAUUGAACACUGAAUCAUAUUUUGUGAGUAUAUUGUCAUAGUGCAAGUCAUAAUUUUAAAUUUGUGUUAACAAUAUAGUCGUAUCUCCAAAAUAAUAAAUUUACAAGUUGUACGGGAAAGUUAUUUGAACAAAAAUAUAUCGUAAGCUAUGCCGAAAAACAACUCUGUUGGCACAUGUACGGCCACUGCUUGAGUUGUACAAACUUUCUAAAUACACUUGAAAAUUGACCCUGCCGUCACAAACAUAGCGUUUAUAAUUCCGUGUGUAAUUGAUACAGCUUAAUGUGGGGCAACACAUACAGUGUUACAAAACUAAACGAUAUUGUCAACCCAGCGUUACUAAUAAGUACUAUUUUUACCAAAUAUUAAUUACGUACGUAGUUUACUUACAAUUAGUGAUAUUAUGUAGGCUGACAAGUUGCUGUUGCACCCUCGCUAUGUUGCGAAAUUUUAAAGUACUAAAACAACGAGUAUAGAUAUCGAAAGUCGACGCUAACGCCAUCAUUUCAAGGUCCAAACUUGUCAACUUUUUAACGACAACGAACUUUGAGAUAAAUAUCAAAUGGAGAAUUGAAUAAAGGAACCAAAGGCGUAAAAAUUAUUUGCUAUUUUAUAAAAUCGCCUUCCAUGACUUGAAACAAUGUAGAACUAAGGCGUUUAUCGGUCGUGUAGAUAUAUUUCACGCGAGAAAUUUGCCUCUAGUGUCUAUUAGCCAAAUCACAAUAAGGUGCUUUAAAGUGCACAAACACGAAUUUACUAGUGAAUUUUCUAAUCUACGUUUACACGCGUUGGAUAUUGUAGGCGAAUUUGUUGUUGUCAUAUAGUUCAAGUGCCUCACACAUCUUUAUAUAGGUCGUGUCAAACGUAAUGAACCUUUAAAUUGUAGUAGAUCAUUGAAAAGAUUUGGUUGCCAACCCCUUUUGAGUCCAAUUUAUAGUGUCCAAACCAAGCAUAAAUAUAAUAGAUUGAGAAAAAUAGCAAAUUAAUUACAUACAACAUUGAUAAUUUGACCAUAAAUUUAAAUAUCAAAACACCAAAGGCUUUGCUUUUAAAAGACAUAUGCUGGUUGUGUUGCGGUUAUUCUCUCAAUUUAUAUUAAUUUGGUAAACAAUUUUUGAUCAACAUCAGCAAGUACUGAACCAGAAUUUCAUUGACCUGCAUCGAAGUACAAAUUGUCAAAAUUUAAAUUUGUUCUUUAGCAGUUUUAAAGUUUGAAAUAUCUUAUAAACAGUUAUUUCGACUCCUAAUUGAACGCAUACAAAAAUACGUAAUGUAAGUUAGUCCAAUU
Molecule: messenger RNA, 3592 nt
Organism: Hyposmocoma kahamanoa
Lineage: Eukaryota; Metazoa; Arthropoda; Insecta; Lepidoptera; Cosmopterigidae
Gene: Lrch
Product: leucine-rich repeat and calponin homology domain-containing protein 4
Exons: 11
Coding region: 1-2190 (729 amino acids)
Molecular function (GO): protein binding
Source: RefSeq, a predicted model, not a curated record